This is a messenger RNA of Amyelois transitella, 3092 nucleotides long. Its product is annotated as glutamyl aminopeptidase. The transcript is spliced from 16 exons. Gene Ontology annotation, cellular component: cytoplasm. Gene Ontology annotation, molecular function: zinc ion binding; peptide binding; metalloaminopeptidase activity. The record is from RefSeq and is a predicted model, not a curated record. Gene Ontology annotation, biological process: proteolysis; peptide catabolic process. NCBI's taxonomy places the organism in Eukaryota, Metazoa, Arthropoda, Insecta, Lepidoptera, Pyralidae. Bases 79 to 2814 code for a protein of 911 amino acids.
ACUUUACGUCACAAUCAUCUGUUUGUUUUUUGAGGUUACAAAUAUUGAGAAGCUCUUUGUUUUGAUUGUGUUUGUUUAAUGAUUUUUUAUCGCCUAAGAGUACUAGAUUUCAUCAAAUGCGAAUUAAUACAGAAAUUAAAUAAAUUUUAUUCAGUUAAAAUGGCAAAUUCUGUAGAAAUUAUCCCGGAAAGAUUGUCUCCUUUAGUUCGGCCGGUUCACUACACCCUCGCUCUGAAGCCUGAUCUCCGCACUGGAUUAUUCAAAGGAAACGUGAAAAUAGAUGUAGUAGUUAAACAUGAAAAGAACUUUCUUAACCUUCAUACAAAAUUCUUAAACAUAGGUGAUGUUAAGGUUGUACAAGGUGAUGUAGAAAUUCCCAUAACCAAGAUUUCUGAAGUGAAACAAACAGAGCAGCUAGUGAUUAAUUUUAACAACCUGCUCAGUCCUGGAAAUUAUCAAGUUGAUAUUAAUUUUGAUGGUGAUUUAACUCGCAAUAUUGUUGGUUUUUACUUAUCAUACUUAAAAGAUAACAGGACUAUGGUCGCCAGUAAGUUCCAACCAACAUAUGCACGUCAAGCAUUCCCAUGCUUUGAUGAACCGGAUUUCAAAGCUACAUUUGAUAUAACACUGACAAAACCCAUAUCAUAUGUGGCACUCUCUAAUAUGAAUGAAGUAUCCAGGGUAAGAGAUGAAGUUUCCAACACAGAGUCAGUAACAUUCGCAAGAAGUGUUCCGAUGUCAACUUACCUCGCUUGUUUUGUGGUUUGUGAUUUUGCCUUCAAAGAAACUGAGGUUGAUUCUAACGGGAUUGGUAAAAAUUUCACACUACGCUCUUUUGCUCAAAAAGGCCAAACAAACAAGAUAGACUUUGCCCAAGACAUUGGAAAGAGAGUAACAGAAUUUUACAUUAAAUACUAUGAAGUGCCAUUUCCACUGCCCAAAUUAGAUAUGAUAGCGAUUCCAGACUACCAAUCUGGUGCAACAGAGCAUUGGGGUCUAAUAACAUAUAGGGAGACAUCUUUUCUCGUAGACGAGGCCACAGCGUCUUCAAAAAAUAAAAUUAGUGUUGCAAAUACGAUUGCCCAUGAGUUGGCGCAUAUGUGGUUUGGAAACUUGGUGACCAUGAAAUGGUGGGAUGAAGUUUGGUUGAAUGAAGGAUUUGCUUCUUACAUGCAAGUGAAAUCUCUUAAUGCUAUCGAACCGUCUUGGACAAUGCUAGACCAAUUUCUAACCAAGACACUUCAUUCGGUACUGGUGACAGACGCGAAGCUUUCCAGCCACCCGAUCGUGCAGACUGUGGACACGCCUGACCAAAUCACCGCCAUUUUUGAUGCUAUAUCCUAUAACAAGGGCUCAUCAGUGCUACGAAUGUUGGAAGGUUUCAUCGGCGAAGAGAACUUCCGCCGCGGCGUAUCAGACUACUUGAAGAAAUUCAUGUUUGGAAACACCGUCACGCAAGACUUACUGACCUCUUUGGAACCCUAUUUCAAAAUGGAAAAUCCUGAACUGGACCUAAAAUAUAUAAUGGACACGUGGACUCGCCAAAUGGGAUACCCUCUUCUUACUGUGUCUAAGGGCAAGGAACCUAACACCUACGUCAUCAAACAGUCACGAUUUUUACUAAAUCCUAAUGCUGUGUACCAAAACGAUUCAGAGUUUCAUUACCGUUGGUUUGUGCCAAUAACUUACAAGACAAACAAGGGUUCAAGUUCAAAAAUCAUCUGGUUCUCAGACAAAGCCAAUGAAGUGUCACUUAAAUUGGAUACCGAGGAGAAUUGGUUGAAAAUAAAUAACAACCAAGUGGGCUAUUAUCGCGUGAACUACACAGAGGAUAUGUGGCAGAAUUUGAUAAAGCAGUUGAAGGAGAAGACUAACAGACAGCUUACAAUAUCCGACCGCGCGCAUUUAUUAAACGAAGUAUUCGCCCUGGCCGAAGCGCGGGUCGUUCCUUAUAACUUAGCCUUGGACCUAACCACGUAUCUAUCUGAAGAAAGAGACUACGUCCCCUGGGAUACAGCUACCAAUAUCUUCUCAGAUCUCUCCAAGAAACUCCGCAAUACAACGGCUUACGACGAUCUAAUGAUAUAUGUCCAGAUAUUAAUAACACCGCUCUAUGAAUCACAAACCUGGGAAAGGAUCUCAGGAAGUGUCAUUCAAGGGUUACUUCGGUCUUUAGUACUGCGCACAGCGACAUGGUGUGAACUGCCGGCCGCAGUGUCUCGUGUAAGCUCCCUGCUGCACGAGUGGCUACGACACCCGGAUUCUCUUGAUGCUCGCAUAGAGCCCGAUCUGAGAGACUUCGUCUAUUACGAAGGCAUGAAGUCGGCUAGCCAAUCUGAAUGGGACACAAUGUGGGAGAUCUACCAGCGCGAGGAGGAUGCGCAGGAGCAAGCGAAAUUACGGGCCGCGCUCGCCGCGCCCAGGAAUUCUGAUAUACUACUGAAGUACUUAAACCUAAGUUGGGACGAGAAGAACAUCCGGAGUCAGGACUAUCUGAUCGUAUUGCAGUACAUCGCGAGCAACCCCGCGGGCACCGCACUAGUCUGGAACGAGGUCCGGUCUAAUUGGCGUCGGCUCGUCGACAGGUUUACGUUGAACAGUCGGUAUCUGGGAGCACUUAUACCGGGAAUUACUAAUAGCUUCAACACGAAUGACCGGCUUAAAGAGAUGGAAGAUUUCUUCGCGCAGUACCCGCAGGCGGGUGCGGGCGAAACAUCUCGUGCGCGUGCGCUGGAAACUGUUCGCUACAACGUGCAAUGGCGCGACACGCAGCUACAAUCUGUGCAAGAUUGGCUGCGGGCAAGAGCCACAUGAUCGGCUGUUUGAGUUGAUAUAUUAGCGCGAUUGUCUGAUCUUUGUAUUUUGUAUAAUGAUCCCAAAUUUUGACGAAUGGGUUGCAGAUUGACCUAAUCUUAAUGUGUGUUAUUAAAAUAAUUAACACAGAUAAAUUUUCUUAACAAAUGGUGGUGAUUUACUCACUUGUUUGACAAUAAGUAUUUCCUGUUAAUCUGUACAAAAAAAUAUGUAUAUUUCUUUUAUAAAACAAAUAAUAAAACCUUAAUCGACUCGAAAUAAAACUCCUUUGUUGAUCA